AUGAACUCGAUGAGUAUGCGUCGUCGCCGCCAUUUAUUUCAUUCACUCUUUGACUCUGUGCCAUUGGAUGAACGUUUACUCCAAGUAUAUCGAUGUGCAUUACAAAAAGACAUUUUGGUUCAAGGACACAUGUACGUUUCUGAACACCACGUUUGUUUCAAGGCCAACAUCUUCGGAUGGAUCACUCGGAUUGCUAUUGCAUUUGCCGACAUUGAAGUCAUUGAGAAGCGCAACACGGCUAGACUGAUUCCCAAUGGUAUUCGCAUUGUGUCAGGACGCGAAAAGCAUGUAUUUGCAUCAUUUCUCUCACGCGACGAUGCCUAUCAGCUUUUGAUGGAUCUUUGGGAAGAGCAUCAUCCUCAAAGUGACAAGAAACAGAAACAUGAUGAAGAAGAAGAGGAUCGAGCGAGUCAUGUCUCCACCAUUGCUACUGUGCCAUCCAAGGAAGCCGACAUCCUAGCAACGCAAGAAGUAUUACCAACACCACCUCCUUCACCUACAGCUACAUCACCAUCAUCAUCUCCUCCUUCUCCUCCUUCUUCUUCACCGCCGACGACCACAAGAAAACAACGUACUACAUUGUUUUGGCCGGGCCGAUGGCGACCGAUGCUUGCUUUACCACCAUCAUCAACACCCACGGAGAAGGCGCCGAUCAUUCAAAACAACGACAAUGAAAACAAAGAUACCACAACAGUGAAUGAUGAUGAAGCAACUCAUGGAAUGGGAUGCCUAUUGACGUUGACUUUGGUCCUGAUUAUAACCCACAUUUACAUGAUUUAUCAUCUUGUUCGUGCAUCACGACACCUUGCCGUCAUUGAAUCAUUCUGCAAAUAA
Lichtheimia ornata is the source of this 834-nucleotide messenger RNA. RefSeq lists its product as uncharacterized. The record is from RefSeq and is a predicted model, not a curated record. Gene Ontology annotation, biological process: intracellular sterol transport. The transcript has 4 exons. Gene Ontology annotation, cellular component: endoplasmic reticulum membrane; endoplasmic reticulum-plasma membrane contact site; plasma membrane. Lineage: Eukaryota; Fungi; Mucoromycota; Mucoromycetes; Mucorales; Lichtheimiaceae. Gene Ontology annotation, molecular function: sterol transfer activity; sterol binding. Bases 1 to 834 code for a protein of 277 amino acids.